AUGGAAAGCAGAGAGGGUGGAUUUAGGGUAAAGCAAGAGCAGGAUGAUACUUGGAAAAAUUCACCUAGUGAUAAUAUUUACGAUUCCAUGGACUCGUGCGAAUCCAAAAACUUCGAAACAUUUCCGUAUUAUGAAUCGCCAACAAAUCUUAUGAAUGAGGUUAUGGAAUUACGAAAAAAGUUAGAUGAAAGAAUAUUCGUAGAUUUUGAGUGCAAAGAUGUUAAACUUGAUCUGAAGACUUUAUCAACAUCAACUAUCUGCAAAUCUGAGCCUCAACAUGUUCAGUCUAUUGUAAAAAUGGAAAACCAAAGCAAGACCAAUUACUUCAUCGGUAUAAAGGAUCUGAUCGUUUUAAUAAAAAAAGAAUUUAAUUAUGAUAAGAAAUGUCAAUUUAUAUCUAAUGAGCGUAAAAUAAGUCACAAAGAGCAUGAAACUAGACCAUAUGAAUAUGAGAUUUACGACAAUUCAUUAGGAUACCGAAAUAAACUUGAAGGCGAUGUCACUAAACACAUCAGUACAGUACAAGAUCGUAUCAAACCCUUCGAUUGUGAGAUUUGUAUCAAAUCAUUUGGAUUUAAGGGUGACCUCAAUAAACACAUAAUUGCAGUUCAUGACCGUAGCAAACCCUUCGAGGUGAAGCAAGAGUUGGAUGAUAUUGGGCUGGAUGGAGGCAAGGAUUAUAAAGUCAAUUUGGUGGACUUUGGUGAAGCCAAAAACGUCGAAACAUUUCCGUAUUAUGAAUCACCAGCAAAUCUUAAGAUUGAGUUUAUUGCAUUACAAGAAAAGUUGGAUGAAAAAAUAUUCGUAGAAUUUGAGUGCAAAGAUGUUAAACUUGAAAUGAAGACUUUUUCAACAACUAUCUGCAAGUCUGAGCCUCAGAAUUUUCAAUCUAUCGUAAAAAUGGAAAACCAAAUUGAGACCAGUUACAAGAAUGAUCUCAAAAAGCACAUGAUAGCAGUACAUGCUCGUAUCAAACUCUUUGAUUGUGAUAUUUGUCAUAAAUCAUUUGGACAAAAGGGUAACCUUAAUAUGCACAUAAAAACAGUUCAUGAUCGUAGCAAACCAUUCGAGUGCGAGAUUUGCCACAAAUCUUGUCACAAAUCAUUUGGAGAAAAAAGAGCCCUCAAAAUUCACGUUCGUAGAGUACAUGAAUGUAAAAAACCAUUUCAAUGUAAAAUUUGUCCUAAAUUAUUUGGAGAAAAAGGUAAACUCAAAAGGCACAUUAUUACAGUAUAUGAUCAUAGUAAACCCUACGAAUGUGAAAUUUGUCACAAAUCAUUUGGAUACCCAAGUGCACUCAAACGUCACGUGAAUGAAGUACAUGAUCGGAGCAAACCCUUUGAAUGUGACAUUUGUCACAAAUUAUUUGGACAAACUGGUCAUCUCAAAUCUCACAUUAAUUCAGUACAUAAUCGAAGCAAAUUCUUCGAGUGCGACAUUUGUCACAAAUCAUUUGGAAGAAAGUGUACUCUCAAAUCUCACGUAAAUUCUGUACAUUAUCGUAGCAAACUCUUCGAAUGUGAGAUUUGUCACAAAUCAUUUGCACAAAAAGGUCGUCUCAAAAUGCACAUAGGCACAGUACAUAAUCGUAACAAACCCUUCGAGUGUGAUAUUUGUCACAAAUCAUUUGGAGUCAAGAGCAAUCUCAAUCAGCACAUAAUGGCAGUACAUGAUCGGAGCAAACGGUUUGAAUGUGAAAUUUGUCACAAAUCAUUUGGACUUAAAAGUAACCUUACAAAACACAUAAUGCGGGUACAUUAUCGGAGUCAACUCUUUGAGUGAUAAGUUUUUCUAUAUACAUUUAGACGCAAUGAGUUUUCCGCAACCAUAUGAGUACGCUACGUAUUAAAAAAAUCAUUCACUUAAAUAACUUUUUUAACACUGCG
Molecule: messenger RNA, 1886 nt
Organism: Trichogramma pretiosum
Lineage: Eukaryota; Metazoa; Arthropoda; Insecta; Hymenoptera; Trichogrammatidae
Product: zinc finger protein 780B-like
Exons: 6
Coding region: 1-1782 (593 amino acids)
Biological process (GO): regulation of transcription by RNA polymerase II
Molecular function (GO): RNA polymerase II cis-regulatory region sequence-specific DNA binding; DNA-binding transcription factor activity
Source: RefSeq, a predicted model, not a curated record